Mizuhopecten yessoensis (Yesso scallop) is the source of this 1110-nucleotide messenger RNA. Its product is annotated as malectin-B-like. The transcript is spliced from 2 exons. Lineage: Eukaryota; Metazoa; Mollusca; Bivalvia; Pectinida; Pectinidae. Bases 2 to 244 code for a protein of 80 amino acids. The record is from RefSeq and is a predicted model, not a curated record.
AAUGAAGGGAACAAUAGACGAUGUACCCAAGUUGCCAUCACUACCAGGGACAGAGACGACACGAGAGGAGGAAGAGGUGGAGGACGAGGAGGACUCUCCCGAUCGGCCAUCAAAGGCACGUCGACCUUCAGGUCCCAAGGUGAAGGACCCUUACGCCUCUGAUGACACGAGCACCAUGCUCCUCCCAGUUAUCAUUGCCCUAGGGGCUUUCAUUCCUCUCCUCUUCUGCCUCUGUAAACUCUAGAGAUCAGGUCAGGGGUCCAAAUGUGUAAGGUCAGUGUUUAACAUGUGUAAGGUCAGAGGUCAUCAUGUGAUAGGUCAAAAGUGUUUUGAUCUAUUAAGUGAGAGUGGUGUAUGUGUGAGUGACUGCAUAAAAAACUUGUAGUUCAAAGGUCAGGGAGAACAAAUCUUUGGAGGUAGUGAGCAUGAACUUAGACAUUUGAUGUUGACUUGUCACUGUGAUGAAAGGUUUGUUCACAAAAAUGUAAAAGGUUAAAGGUCAAUUGAUGGAUGUCUGAGGUAAUAAGGUAGUGUGCAGAAUUGGGCAGUAUUGUUGUUUUGCAAGUCAGAGGUCAAAUUAUACAAGAAGUGUAAAUGAUAUAUGCAUGUUUAUAUAUAAAAAGAAUAAUUAUGUAAGUUCACACAACAGUAUACCUGUGUUUUCAGUAAUGACUGGAAUAAAACAUAGCAAGUAGAACGUGUAAGUUCCUGCUCUUAACAAAGAGUUUUUACAUGUCCUUCGGUCACUUGGUAUUGUCUUAACAACAUCAAACUCUGUUUUUACUAAAUAUAAUGUCCGUUAAGUUGGUUCAAAAUGUAUUUGAGUGUAUAUUGACCUGAAAUGUGUUUUUUUUUAACUGGCAUAAAACCCUUUCUGUUUAUUGGAACAAUCUAGGAAUCCAGUGGUUGGGCAUAACAACUUUAAUGUAUUUGGUACAAUGUAGAAAUCUAGAUAUCUUUUUGACAUAAAAACCUUUAUAUAUUGGGUGUUAUAUAGAAAUCUAGAGGUUUUACAUAACACUUUCUUUAUAUUGGGUACAAAGUAGAAAUAUAGGUUUGUUAUCAGUGUUUUCUGAUCCUUUUUGUGUCGCCUGCAACGCGAGGCAACAU